AUGGCAGCAAACACGCAAGAGGAGAUUCAACCCAAGACGGAAGAUUCGAAAGGAUACGCUCCUGACCAUGAGAAGGCCAUAUUCCAAGAGCCUGUCGGCGAAAAGAUCCCCGGGGCUGUCAAUGAUGCCCCAAUCUCCGACUCGACUGAAAUCCUAAGAGGUCCCAACGGUGAAGAGUAUCCGACGCAAGAUGAGCUCAACAAAUUGAGGCGUGUCAAGGGCCCUAUCAACUGGAUUAUAUACACGAUAGCCUUUUGUGAGCUCUGCGAGCGAUUCGCAUACUAUGGCACAACGGCCGUAUUUCAGAACUUCAUUGGCCAAGAGAUGCCUCCCGGCUCCACGACAGGAGCUUCUGGUCUUCAGGGCCAGGCCGGUGCUCUUGGUCUAGGGCAGCGAGUUGCAACCGCUCUGACGCUCUUCAACAGCUUUUGGUCUUAUGUCAUGCCUCUACUUGGCGGUUAUCUGGCUGAUACAUACUGGGGGAAAUUCAAGACUAUCAAUGUUGCCAUUGGGGUUGCCACAUUUGGUCACAUUUUGAUUGUCAUCUCCGCGAUUCCGGGGGUCAUUGCAUCACCCCAUUCGGCAGCGCUCGCACCCUUUAUACUUGGGCUCAUAUUUUUUGGCAUGGGCGUGGGACUGUUCAAGGCAAACAUUUCGCCUAUGAUUGCCGAGCAAUAUGAAGCACAACAGCCGCGAGCCGUGAUCAAGACUCUCAAAAGUGGCGAGCGUGUGAUUGUUGAUCCGGUCCUUACCUAUACCGUCAUUUACAUGCGAUAUUACUUUUGCAUCAAUGUCGGAAGUCUUGUCGGCCAGAUUACAAUGGCUUUCAGCGAGUUCUACGUCGGCUACUGGCUUUCUUUUACUCUGCCAACCAUCAUGUUCUUGCUUUGUCCAUUUGUCAUGAUCUUUUGCAAAAAUCAUUACGUCAGGCAUCCACCGACGGGAUCUGUCCUUGGAAAAUCGUUUCAGGUCUGGGGGCUUGCGAUGAAGGGUCGUUGGAGCUUGAACCCGAUCCGUACCAUCCACAACAUGCGCGCCCCGGGCUUCUGGGAUAGCGCCAGGCCAAGCAGGCAAGCGGUCCAGCCGUCAUGGAUGACCUUUGAUGAUGCCUGGGUGGACGAAGUCCGCCGUGGCUUCAAGGCCUGCACUGUAUUUUGCUGGUAUCCGCUGUAUUGGUUGUCGUACAAUCAGCUCACCAACAACUUGAUCUCUCAGGCAGCCACCAUGAGACUCGAUGGCGUGCCAAACGACAUCAUUACCAACUUGAAUCCCCUCUCACUGCUCAUCUUUAUCCCAAUUGUCGACAAGUUCGUAUAUCCAGCCAUUGCACGAACGGGCUUUAGAUUCACACCAAUCAAGAAGAUCACCACUGGUUUUGCAUUUGGUACUGCUUCCAUGGUUGUGGCGGCCAUUGUGCAACAUUAUAUUUACGUCUACUCCCCGUGUGGAAAAUAUGCGGAUGACUGUGAGCUCGGCGUGCCACAGCAGAUGAGCGUAUGGAUCCAGACGCCGUCGUAUGUGCUCAUUGGACUGGCCGAGAUUUGCGCCUCCAUCACAGGUCUGGAAUAUGCCUUUACUAAGGCGCCAAAGAAUAUGCGCGGACUGGUUACCGGCGUGUUCUGGUUCUCGCAAGCCUUUUCUUCGGCCCUGGCCCAGGCGUUUGUUGGUCUGUCGGCGGACCCGCUAUUGGUUUGGCUGUACACCACGGUUGCCAUCAUCUCGGCGUUGGGCGGUAUUGGUUUCUGGUUUAGCUUUUCCAAACUUGACAAGGAGGAAGAGGCGCUCAACAACCUGACGGACUCUGUUUUCCAUGGAUCAAAGACUGCCGAUGAGGAUGUUGAAGCUACUCUUGCGGCCAAGGCCGAGCAGGAGAGGAUCAGACAUGCCCAAGGCCUGGACAAGGUCAAAGAUGAGGUGAGGCAUGGGUGA
Molecule: messenger RNA, 1929 nt
Organism: Pestalotiopsis fici W106-1
Lineage: Eukaryota; Fungi; Ascomycota; Sordariomycetes; Amphisphaeriales; Sporocadaceae
Exons: 4
Coding region: 1-1929 (642 amino acids)
Biological process (GO): oligopeptide transport; transmembrane transport
Cellular component (GO): membrane
Molecular function (GO): dipeptide transmembrane transporter activity
Source: RefSeq, a predicted model, not a curated record